UCUCUGCCCUCACGCAGCUCAGCAAAUCCCCAAAAACCCCGCCGAGACGACGCCUAAAACCCUAGUAACUUCCCCAACCUCCCAUCUCUCGUCGCCGCAGCUCGUCCGAUCGUCCCCGGCCGGCCCCCCAUGUCGCCGAGCUUCGUGUUCGAACCCCCCAGCGACGAAGAUCGUCCGGAGGACCCGGAGGAGGAGGAGGACGAGGACGAGGGGCAGGAGCAGGAGGAGGAGGGCGGCGGAGGUGGAGGUGAGAAGAGGCAGUCCCCCUGGGACUUCGCCGCCUACUCGGAGUCCGUCGCCGAGGAGCACGCCCGUCACAGCACCACCUCCGUCGACCACAAGAUCGCCAAGGUCCUCGCCAAUCGCUCCCUCCCGGCCCUCCCCGACGACCUCAGCUCCGAUUCCGAACCUGACAUCCAGGAAGAUUACAGGCCGGACGAUGACGGCGACGGCGGCAGCAAUGCUGUCGAAACCAAGCCCUUCUUCGACAAGGCUGAAGGAACCUCCUUUCACGCCAAUUCCUUCAUGGAGCUCAAUCUCUCUCGCCCCCUUCUCAGGGCUUGCGAGGCUUUAGGGUACACCAAGCCCACUCCUAUUCAGGCCGCGUGCAUUCCCUUAGCACUGACUGGCCGUGAUAUUUGUGCGAGCGCCAUCACUGGUUCUGGGAAGACGGCUGCAUUCGCUUUGCCUGCUUUGGAGAGGUUGCUGUUCCGACCCAAGAGAGUGAAAGCCGUAAGGGUUCUUAUACUUACUCCUACCAGGGAGUUGGCAGUUCAGGUUCAUAGCAUGAUAGAAAAAAUUGCUCAAUUUACCGAUAUCAGAUGUUGCCUUAUUGUUGGUGGGCUAUCUACAAAGGUUCAAGAAGUGGCCUUGAGAUCAAUGCCAGAUAUUGUUGUAGCAACUCCAGGGCGCAUGAUAGAUCACUUGCGCAAUUCUAUGUCAGUGGACUUUGAAGAUCUUGCAGUUCUUAUUCUUGAUGAGGCAGAUCGUCUGCUGGAGCUUGGCUUUAGUGCUGAAAUUCAUGAGCUGGUCCGUCUAUGUCCUAAAAGGAGGCAGACUAUGUUAUUUUCAGCUACAAUGACUGAAGAAGUGGAUGAGCUUAUCCAGCUUUCUCUGGUCAAACCUUUGCGCCUUUCAGCUGACCCAUCAGCAAAACGUCCUGCCACAUUAACUGAGGAGGUGGUCAGAAUACGCCGGAUGCGUGAGUCGAAUCAGGACGCGGUUCUGCUGGCCUUGUGUUCGAAAACUUUCACCUCCAAAGUUAUAAUCUUCAGUGGAACAAAGGACGCUGCACAUAGGUUGAAGAUCAUAUUUGGUUUAGCUGGUUAUAAAGCUGCGGAACUUCAUGGAAAUCUGACUCAAGUGCAACGCCUUGAUGCAUUAGAGCUAUUCAGGAGGCAAGAAGUUGAUUUUCUGAUUGCAACGGAUGUAGCUGCCCGUGGACUUGAUAUAAUUGGUGUCCAGACGGUUAUAAACUAUGCUUGUCCCCGUGAUCUUACCAGUUAUGUUCAUCGGGUCGGUCGAACAGCCAGAGCGGGUAGGGAAGGAUGUGCUGUCACUUUUGUUACUGACAAUGACCGGUCCUUACUGAAAGCAAUUGCUAAGAGAGCUGGCUCCAAGCUGAAGAGCCGAAUAGUUGCAGAGCAAUCAAUAAUUAAAUGGUCUAAGCUCAUUGAGGGGAUGGAACGUCAGGUAGCUGCCAUUUUAAGAGAAGAGAGGGAAGAAAGGGCCUUGAGAAAAGCUGAAAUGGUGGCCACCAAGGCGGAGAAUUUGAUUGCUCAUAAAGAUGAUAUAUUCUCACGUCCUAAAAGAACAUGGUUUGUGACGGAAAAGGAGAAGAAACUUGCAGCAAAGGCAGCUAAGGCCUCUUCGGAGAAAGGAAAGAGUUCUGCAGAUGCGGUAAUCAGUGCCCAACAAGCUGAAGACCUUAAAAUGAAAGAGAAAAGAAAGCGAGAACGCGAGAAAAAUCUACCUCGUAAAAAGCGUCGAAGAUUGGAGGCAGCUAGAGAGAUGUUGGAGGAUGAGAAUCAGACUGACAAGGUGGAGGGUGAUGGAAGUGGUAAAAAGGAGAAAUCUGGAUUAUCGCUUGUCGAAGUGGCAUACCGUCGGGCAAAAGCAGCAAAGUCAGUGAAGAAGGCUCUGGAUGCUGGUAAGAUUGUCAGAGAACCCAGCAAAAAGGCAAAACGAAUUUCUGAAAGAACUCCAUCAAGAGCAGAAGAGAUGAAGGAACUUUUUCAGAGUGAUAUGAGUGAGCGAAAAGUCAAAAAGAGAGGUGCUGUAGCUGGAAAGAAGAAGUCCAAAUUUAAAAGCAAGUCAAGGUACAAGCGGAGGUAGCAGAGGAACCCAGCACCCUGAAUGUUAUAAGAUAGCAUUCUUUGUACCUUUGAAGAGCACAUUUGUGGUGGUAGCCCCUACGUGCUGCUUCUGGAAAGGAUACCUGGGCAAUGACCAAAGAUGUGUGAAGCAUGAGCUAAGUCUUUUAACAUCUUUAGAGCGCAUGGAAAUCAUCACGGGCUACUAUAGAGUGAAUAGUUGAACUUGAUGGUUCGCGGCAGUCCGGUAUUUUAUCCAGCACUUUGCUUGGUUGGAUUUUCUUUUUCCCCUGAAAAGAGCUGAGCUGACUUCAUUAUAUUUGUGGAGGAUGGCGUCAAGGCAGAGAAGAGUAUUUACUUAGGUCAGGCAUUGGGAUGGCCAAUUCACAUGUGCUAUACAACCGGAUUUUUGCACCUUUCUUUUAAUUGUAAACUGGUUUGGUUUUCUCCUUAUUUAUAAUAAAAUACAAGUGUAUUCUUGCCUUCUAUUGUUUUGACUGGUAAUUUAUGUUGCACAGCA
Molecule: messenger RNA, 2832 nt
Organism: Eucalyptus grandis
Lineage: Eukaryota; Viridiplantae; Streptophyta; Magnoliopsida; Myrtales; Myrtaceae
Product: DEAD-box ATP-dependent RNA helicase 28
Exons: 19
Coding region: 130-2334 (734 amino acids)
Molecular function (GO): nucleic acid binding; RNA helicase activity; ATP binding
Source: RefSeq, a predicted model, not a curated record